This is a messenger RNA of Salpingoeca rosetta, 1499 nucleotides long. RefSeq lists its product as uncharacterized. The transcript has 9 exons. NCBI's taxonomy places the organism in Eukaryota, Choanoflagellata, Craspedida, Salpingoecidae. The coding region runs from base 97 to 1221 and encodes 374 amino acids. The record is from RefSeq and is a predicted model, not a curated record. Gene Ontology annotation, biological process: UDP-N-acetylglucosamine biosynthetic process. Gene Ontology annotation, molecular function: glucosamine 6-phosphate N-acetyltransferase activity; monosaccharide binding. Gene Ontology annotation, cellular component: endoplasmic reticulum; endoplasmic reticulum-Golgi intermediate compartment; Golgi apparatus.
GUGUGGUGGCGAUUCUUCCCAACUGCUUGUCGUUUUUCGCGUUCCAUCCAUCGCUGCGAACCAAGUGCGUGCGGCGUGCAGGUGAGAGUGGUGAUAAUGAUGGAACAGACGAAGCAGCAGGAGGCGGAGAAGCAGCAGGUGGAGGGCGUGGCGGCAUUGAACAUACAACAAGACAGCACAGACGACGCAAGUAUCAUGCCGCCAUCGAAGGAGCAGCAGCCCGCAGCGGAGGAAGCGCCUCAGCAUGGCGCUGUUGCGGUGAGCGCGCGGCGAUCCCUGACAUUGGACCUUGAGCUGCGACCGGUCAAGGAGGCAGACACCGCAGAACAGCUGCUUCCCUUGCUUGAGCAGCUUUCCACCGUUGGCGACGUCCCCCCACAGUUCUUCAAGGUGCGACAGGAGGCCGUGCUGCAGGAUGAGAACACAAUCAUGGUCGUCAUCGAAGACUUGCGGGCAAAGAAGCUCGUUGGCUGCGGUACCAUCCUCGUUGAGCCAAAGUUUAUCCACGCUGGCGGCUUCGUUGCCCAUCUUGAAGACCUCGUCAUCGAGCGCGGCCUGCGAUCAAAGGGCCUUGGGAGCUGGAUUGUCAACAGUCUCAUGAAGGUGGCCGAGGAGCGUGGAUGCUACAAGAUGCUGGUUGACUGUUCAGAGGAGAAUGUGCCCUUCUACAAGAAGAACAACUUCAAGCACAAGGGCACGUGCAUGACACUCUACUUCCCCGAAACUGCCGCAUCAGGCCAACUUCGACACAUCCAGGUCGCACCGGAGGACUUUAGGGACGAGUUCGUCGUGCGUCAGCUCCACAUUGACGACAUCAAGAAGGGCUACCUUGAGCUGCUGGCGCAGUUGACGGUGGUGGGCAAUGUUCCUGCGGACGUGUGCGCGCGCCGCAUCGCACAGGCGGAACGCAACAACUGCUUCUUCAUCGUCAUCGAACACAAAGAAAAGGGCCAGAUUGUCGGGGCGGGAACGCUGCUGGUUGAGCAGAAGUUCAUCCGCAGCGCGGGAUUCGCGGGCCAUCUCGAAGACGUUGUUGUCGACGCCGCAAUCAGAGGCAAAGGGCUUGGCACAAAGAUUAUUUCGUAUCUGACGGAACUGGCGCGGAAAGUUGGCUGCUACAAGUGCAUCUUGGACUGUGACGACCACAACGUGCCGUUUUACGAGUACUGUGGCUACAGCAAGGGCCACUCGCCCGCGUUUAUGGCAAAAUACUUUGAGUGAUGAGCUGAGUUGUAGCGUGUGUGUUGUGUAUUUUGUGUGUGUGUGUGUGUGUGUGUGUGUGCGUGUUGUGUAGUUUGGGUGUUGUAUUUUGGUUGUGUGUGUAUGCAUAUGUGUGUGUGUGUCGUAAUCAAACUUCGAGACACAAGGAGAAAGGGAGAGGAGACGUGAUAUUGUGUAUCUUGUUGCUGUUGUUGUUUGUUGAUUGAGGACCACACGCGUGUGCGUACACGUGUUUGUCGUCAAACGUGUAUGAUCACCAUUACAUGCCUGCAGCGUGG